Prosopis cineraria is the source of this 2555-nucleotide messenger RNA. RefSeq names its product ent-copalyl diphosphate synthase 5-like. The record is from RefSeq and is a predicted model, not a curated record. NCBI's taxonomy places the organism in Eukaryota, Viridiplantae, Streptophyta, Magnoliopsida, Fabales, Fabaceae. Gene Ontology annotation, cellular component: chloroplast. The transcript is spliced from 14 exons. Gene Ontology annotation, biological process: gibberellin biosynthetic process. Gene Ontology annotation, molecular function: magnesium ion binding; terpene synthase activity. Bases 49 to 2508 code for a protein of 819 amino acids.
AAGAGGGUUGUUAGUCCAGUAACAUAUAUCACAGCAAGAAGACCAUUAAUGGCUUCUCAAUGCACCUUGUGUCUCCAUUACUGCUCUCAGUCUCUUUCUUCUUUUCCUUCCUCAUCCCACCAUGUCUUGUUUUCUCCCUCCAUCAAUCCCUCUAACAACACCUUUCCCGGGAUUUCGCGGUUGAAGGCUAAAGUCAUUGUUUCACAGAAAAAAUCCGACUUGAGAGCAAAAAGCACCAGCAGCAUAUCAGAGCCAAAAACUUCACCAGAAGUUCCACGGCUGGAAGGCUUGACACUUCCGACAUUUGAUUGGAAUAAGGGGAUUGAUGAUGAGGUUAACCAAGAACGUGGUGAAGAUUUGGAGCGCUGUGCGAUGAAUGAGGGGGUGAUCAGAAACAGAGUGGAAGCGGUGAGAAAGAGGUUAGAGUCAGAUGAAGGAGAGCAGAGCAUAUCGCCGUCAGCUUAUCACACAGCACUGAUGGCUCUGGUAGAAGAUGUGAAUGGAAGUGGGGCCCCCCAGUUCCCAGAAUCGCUUCAAUGGAUAAUAGACAAUCAGCUUCCAGACGGAUCCUGGGGAGAUGCUCACAUAUUUGUGGCUUAUGAUAGGCUUCUGUGCACCUUAGCUUCUGUCGUUGUCUUAACACACUACAACGUUCAUCCUGACAAGGCGCACAAAGGGCUAAAAUUCUUCAAAGAGAAUGUAAACACACUCGAAAACGAAAAUAGAGAGCACAUGACAUGUGGGUUUGAAGUGAUUCUGCCAACACUUCUUCAAUCGGCAAAAAGUUUGAACAUCGAUUUGCCUGAUGACUUCCCUGCCCUCCAAGAAAUAUUGGCAAGGAGAGAUGCCAAGCUCAAAAGGAUACCGAUGGAAGUGUUGCACAGUGUGCCAACAUCAUUGCUGUUCAGCUUGGAAGCAAUACCAGGGCUUCAAUGGAAAAAGCUUCAGAAAGUGAGAAGCAAAGAUGGCUCUUACUUGUUCUGUCCCUCUUCCACUGCUUUUGCUUUCACCCAAAGCAAAGACCCACACUGCCUCAAUUACUUGAACAAUGUGGCUCACAACUUCAACGGCGGAGUCCCGGAUUUCUACCCCAUAGAAUUUUUCGAACAACUAUGGAUUGUUGAUCGAUUGGAGCGUUUGGGAAUCGCAAGAUAUUUUCAACCAAAGAUUAAAGACAUCCUGGAUUAUGUUCACAGAAAUUGGAAUGAGAGGGGCAUUGGAUGGACCAAAGAUUCAGAGUUGCCAGAUCUUGAUGAUACAUCCAUGGGAUUCAGACUACUAAGAUUAAACGGCUAUGAUGUUUCUGCUAAUGUGUUUAAAACAUUUGAGAAAGACGGUGAGUUCGGCUGCUUGCCUGGGCAAACAGACGAAGGAGCAACAGUGAUGUUUAAUUUUUACAGAGCAACUCAAGUUCAAUUCCCAGGAGAGACUAUUCUUGAUGAAGGCAACAACUUCGCAAACAAUUUCUUAUCCAAAAAACGAGCUGCUAAUCAGAUUUUUGAUAAAUGGAUCAUAGCCAAGGAUCUACCUGGCGAGGUGAGUUAUGCAUUGGAUUUUCCAUGGUAUGCAAGCUUGCCUCGAGUAGAGACUAGAUUUUACUUGGAUCAAUACGGUGGUGGAGAUGAUGUCUGGAUUUCUAAAACCCUCUACAGACUGCACAAGGUCAGCAAUGACGAUAACCUUGAACUUGGGAAAUUAGACUACAACAAAUGCCAAGCCUUGCAUCGCGUAGAAUGGAAAAGAAUUCAAGAGUGGUACUCAGAAUGUGAACUAGAGAAGUUCGGGUUGAGUAAAGAAAGGCUUCUUGUGGCCUACUUUUUGGCAGCAGCCAAUAUUUUUGAGCCUGAGAGAUCUCAAGAACGACUUGCUUGGGUCAAAACCUCUGCUCUAAUUCACACACUUAAAUCCACAUAUCAUGACCAACACCAAAGAAAAGCCUUUCUGGAUGAAUUCAAUAACACCAGUACCUCCUUAAAUGAACGAUGGCUGAAUAAAAACAAGAGCAGGGAAGGGCUUUUGGGGACUUUAAUAGAAACUUUGCAUUCCUUCUCUCUAAGCCCACCUUUUGCUGGUUUCAAUAUUCUUCAUGACGCAUGGAAAAAGUGGCUUUUGGGAUGGCAAAACGAAGGAGAUAAGUGGGAAGGAGAGGCUGAGCUGUUGGUGAACAUGAUUAAUAUCAAUGGUGGCUGUCAACUGUCUCAUGACUUACAACUCAAUCCUCAAUAUCAAAGACUGGUUCAAGUCUCUAAUCAACUCUGCCAUCAAUUACAUUCUCUCCAAAGCACCAAGGAAAACAAUAACAAUGGAAGCUAUAUGGCCAACCCAGAAAUAGGGCAGAAAAUGCAAGAGCUGGUGCAACUGGUUCUGUCUAAUUCUAAUGGCAUGGAUAUCAACAUGAAGAAGACAUUCCUCACAGUGACUAAGAGUUUUUACUAUGUUGCUCACACUGAUCCAGAAACUGUCAAGUCUCACAUUGAAAAAGUCCUCUUUGAGAGAAUAACCAUGUAACAUAUGUAGAUGUCACAUGUUUUCUCAUAAGAAAUGCGCUAUAAUCA